UCUCCUUAUUUAUAUACCUAUGCUUCAGAUUCCAAAUUUGGCAUUGUGGCAAAAUCCGCCUAAGAAUGAUUGUCCUGAAUCCUACUGCACACACAUAAACAACAUCGACACCAAUUUGGCUUUAACAUUCAAGAAAGAAUGAGAUAGAGAAGGUCUCGCCACGCAUUUCUAAAGGGAAAGGGAAUUGUGCUGGGAUUCGUUUCUUGAUUGUGAUUGAGAUCGAGGGCUUUGAUUUUCUUGUACUGUUUCAGGUCAUUUGACAAGAAGAUUUUGAAAAAUGAGUGGUAGAAAUAAGAGAAAUGUGACUGAGAACGGUGGGGACACGGGUGAAGACUCGGUUCUUGCAACCUUGGUAAGCAAUGGGGAUGAUAUGGGGCCGAUGGUUAGGCUUGCAUUUGAGACGGGGAAGCCUGAAGCCCUCUUGCAGCAGCUCAAGCACUUGGUUAAGAAGAAGGAAGUUGAAAUUGAGGAGCUUUGCAAGCUCCAUUAUGAGGAAUUUAUUGUUGCAGUCGAUGAGCUACGUGGUGUCUUGGUUGAUGCGGAGGAGCUGAAAAGUGAGCUGUCAACUGAUAACUCGACGUUGCAGCAAGUUGGAAGCGCCUUGCUCACAAAGUUCGAGGAGCUUCUUGAUUCUUACUCGAUUAAGAAGAAUGUGACUGACGCCAUUAAGAUGUCGAAGUACUGUGUGCAAGUGUUGGAUCUCUGUGUGAAGUGUAAUAAUCACAUCUCUGAAGGGCGAUUCUAUCCAGCUUUAAAAGCUGUUGAUUUGAUUGAGAAGGAUUAUUUGCAGAGUAUCCCAGCUAAGGCUUUGAAGACGCUGAUAGAGAGGAGAAUACCUAUGUUGAAAUCUCAUGUUGAGAAGAAGGUGUGCUCCGAAGUUAACGAGUGGCUAGUUAACAUACGGAGCUCUUCAAAGAGUAUCGGACAGACUGCUAUACAAUAUGCUGCAUCUGCUCGUCAGAGGGAAGAGGAUAUGCUGGCUCGUCAAAGGAAAGCUGAGGAGCAAAGCUGCUUGGGCAUAGAAGAUUUCACCUAUGCUUUAGACGUCGAAGAAAUUGAUGAGAAUUCUGUUUUGAAAUUUGACCUCACCCCGCUUUAUCGAGCGUUUCAUAUCCACAAUUGCCUCGGGAUCCAAGAGCAGUUUCGUGAGUAUUAUUACAAGAAUCGUCUGCUGCAGCUGAAAUCAGACUUGCAAAUCUCAUCAAACCAGCCUUUUCUUGAAUCACAUCAGACCUUUUUGGCUCAUACUGCUGGUUAUUUCAUCGUAGAAGAUCGAGUUUUGAGGACUGCCGGGGGGCUGCUGUCGCCAACUGAGCUUGACAUGAUGUGGGAAACGGCUGUGGCUAGAGUGACUGCGGUCUUAGAGGAACAGUUCUCCCAAAUGGAUGCAGCGAGUCACCUCCUCCUCGUCAAGGACUAUGUGACUCUUUUUGGAGCAACACUGAGGCAAUAUGGUUAUGAAGUUUCCACGAUUCUGGAAACUUUAAACAGCAGUCGUGAAAAAUACCAUGAACUUCUUCUAGCAGAGUGUCGGCAACAGAUCACUGAUAUAUUUGCUAGCGACACAUAUGAACAGAUGGUGAUGAAGAAGGAGUCCGAAUACCAGGCAAAUGUGCUCCUGUUUCAUCUCCAAAGCUCGGAUAUAAUGCCGGCAUUCCCUUAUAUUGCUCCAUUUUCUUCCAUGGUGCCCGACUGCUGUCGCAUUGUUCGAUCCUUCAUCAAGGAUUCGGUUAAUUACUUGUCUUAUGGGGCACAGAUGAACUACUUUGACUUCGUUCGCAAGUACCUCGACAAACUCUUGAUUGACGUCUUGAACGAGGUCUUGCUCCGGACAAUCCACAGCAGCAGCACCGGCGUGUCCCAGGCGAUGCAGAUCGCUGCCAACAUAUCUGUUCUAGAGAGAGCCUGUGAUUAUUUCAUCCAGCACGCCGCUCAGCAAUGUGGAAUCCCAGUGAGGUCGAUUGACAGGCCACAAUGCGGUUUAACGGCCAAGAUCGUGCUUAAAACCUCGAGGGAUGCCGCUUACAUGGCGCUUCUCACUCUGGUAAACUCGAAACUUGACGAGUUCAUGAAACUCACGGAGAACGUGAAUUGGACGUCCGACGAGGCGACGGGGCUCGGAAAUGAGUAUGUCAACGAGGUCGUGAUAUAUCUCGAGACGGUCAUGUCAACUGCUCAGCAGAUCCUACCCUUGGACGCGCUGUACAAAGUCGGGAGUGGCGCUCUCGAACACAUAUCCAACUCUAUCGUGGGGACUUUCCUCAGCGAUAGUAUUAAGAGGUUCAGUGUUAACGCGGUGAUGUCGAUCAACAUGGACUUGAAGGCGCUGGAAACUUUCGCGGACGAAAGGUUCCACUCGACUGGACUGCAUGAGAUAUACAGAGACGGGAGCUUCCGGAGCUGCUUAGUAGAAGCCAGACAAUUGAUCAACCUCCUCUUAAGCAGUCAGCCAGAAAACUUCAUGAAUCCCGUGAUACGAGAAAAGAACUACAACACUUUGGACUAUAAAAAGGUGGCUACCAUCUGCGAGAAGUACAAGGAUUCGGCUGAUGGAAUCUUUGGCAGCCUUUCGAAUAGAGCCUCGAAGCAAAGUGCAAGAAAGAAGUCCAUGGACGUUCUAAAGAAACGAUUGAGAGAUUUCAACUGAGAUAUAUCUGCAGUGGUUUGGACCGGCUAAAAUAUUUUCAAGUAUUCCAUUAAAUCUUCGAUUGGAUCUCUUUAUAUAGCUCGUUCUAAUUUUUUAUAUCAGAAUAUAGUUUGUGAUGGACUAUUUAUUCUUUUUCUCGUGUUUGAUUAAAUUAGCAUGAUUGAGGUCUA
This is a messenger RNA of Salvia hispanica, 2817 nucleotides long. Its product is annotated as exocyst complex component SEC15A. The record is from RefSeq and is a predicted model, not a curated record. Gene Ontology annotation, cellular component: membrane; exocyst. Gene Ontology annotation, biological process: Golgi to plasma membrane transport; intracellular protein transport; exocytosis. NCBI's taxonomy places the organism in Eukaryota, Viridiplantae, Streptophyta, Magnoliopsida, Lamiales, Lamiaceae.